GUUACGGUAUUUGGCACCAUCCUCUCUGCGCACCGUGCCUGGCAGCGGCUCAACUCUCGGCUUCUGCAGACACCGUGGUCGGAAAAUGCGCUCUUCUCCGUGGAGCAGGCGGUCUCUGUUGCUUCACACGAGCGCACGGGAUGAUUGCGCGUCGCGGAGCGGUUAUUUACCACCGAGGCUUUCUAGGUAUUGGUGAGACAUACAGGGAAACCGUGUCACAACGUGCGUUGCAUGCAGUCCUGGGAUGUAUUUUUCCACUCCGCUGACUUAUCCAACCCUCGCAAUGUGCACACUUGUAGAUUUGAUCUAAAGGGCGUGUCGGCUGUUAGGCUGCGCGUUUUCAACUGGGAAUCCAUUUGUCUGCAGGGGGAUUUGAGCGCCAAGAAGGAGCUGACAGACAGACAGACGGAGGGAGCCUGUGGUCUUCAGGCAAAGGGGGGUGGGUUUCUCGACUGCGCUGCGCAGACAAGCGGCGGAGCGGACAGCCUCUGUAAACCUCGUCCUCCUCCUCCUCCACAACAACACGGGACAGGAGGAAGAAGGAAAGACAGGGGAGGAGACGUGCAGGAGGUCUGUGGGGUUGAAAUCUGGAAACAUACGGCGGUAAAAUGACGAUGUCUGUCCCGGAGAGGAAAUCAGGAUCGGAAGGGAAGGAGGAGGAGAGCGAGGACGAGAGUGAGAUCCUGGAGGAGAGUCCCUGCGGCCGCUGGCAGAAACGCAAAGAGCAGGUCAGUCAGGGAAAUGUCCCUGGCGUGGAAAGUGCUUCCCUGGCCAUGGACACAGAGGAAGGCGUUGAGGUGGUGUGGAACGAAGUUCUCUUCUCAGACAAAAAGGUCUUCAAAGCACAGGAGGAAAAAAUCAAAGAGAUGUUUGAGAACUUGAUGCAGGUCGAACACCCCAACAUUGUUAAGUUCCACAAGUACUGGCUGGACAUGAAAGAGACCCAGGCUCGGGUCAUUUUUAUCACUGAAUACAUGUCUUCAGGGAGCCUCAAGCAGUUCCUGAAGAAGACAAAAAAGAACCACAAAACCAUGAAUGUGAAGGCCUGGAAGAGAUGGUGUACCCAGAUUCUGUCGGCACUCAAUUAUCUGCACUCCUGCGACCCACCGAUAAUCCAUGGCAACCUAACCUGUGACACAAUCUUCAUCCAGCACAACGGGCUCAUCAAGAUUGGCUCAGUGUGGCACCGGCUGUUUGUUAAUGUGUUCCCAGAUGCUAGUGUCCACAGCAAAGGAAGGCAACACCGGGAUGAGCAGAGGAAUCUCCAUUUUUUUGCUCCUGAAUAUGGAGCUGGUGAGGAUGACUACUCCAUAGACAUUUUCUCCUUUGGUAUCUGUGCCCUAGAGAUGGCAGUACUGGAAAUUCAAGCCAAUGGAGAUUCUGCUGUAUCCAAGGAGGCCAUUGUAAAUGCAGGUCAAUCUCUGGAAGACCCUCUCAUGAGAGAGUUCACGCAGUCGUGUUUGCGUCACGAUGCCAACCUCCGUCCCACAGCUCACGACCUUCUGUUCCACAGAGUCCUGUUCGAAGUCCACUCCCUCAAACUGCUCGCCGCCCACUGCCUCAUCAACAACCAGUAUUUGCUUCCUGAGAACUGUGUGGAGGAGAAAACAAAGUCGUUUGACCCCAACGCUGUCAUGGCAGAGAUUAGACAUGAUGACAGACCCGGAGUUCAGCUCAAGUAUUCCCAUGUUUCCCCUUUAGAGCUUGACAAGUUUCUGGAGGAUGUCAAGAAUGGGAUUUACCCCUUGAUGAACUUUGCCACGUCUCGGCCUCACCCCGUCCCUCGAGCUCUGUCCUUGUCUCAGGAGCAGGUUGAGACGGUGAAAACACCGACUCCUGAACCCCAGGAGACAGAAACAAGGAAGGUUAUUCAGAUGCAAUGUAAUUUGGAAUCAAAUGAAGAAGGGACCAAAACUCAUCUCUCCUUGUUUCUGAAGAUGGACGACAAACUUCAUCGGCAGCUAAGCUGUGACAUCUUUCCAACGGACACUCCAAAAGACCUCGCCAGUGAACUCGUCCACUAUGCCUUCAUAAACGAGGAGGACAGUGAGAAGGUAGCUGCAUUCCUAGAGGACUCCAUCAGUCGACACAGGGUCCGCGCGCUGGCCGCUGGGAGCAACCAGUGACGGCGCUGUCGCGACAGCAGCUGGGACUGAUGGAGGAGGUUGCCCCUCGGGGGGAUGUUGAUCACACGGGUGGAGAAAGAGAGGGAAGCAGACAGACAGCUGUGGAAGACAUUGUCCAGGACGCUAAACAGGACAAAUGCUCCUGAAAUGCUUUGAAAGUCAGUAAAUUAUCCCAGUUAGUUGGAAGGAAAACGACAGCAGCUAAAGUGAAACCGAAGGCGUUUCUGGUUGGAGGACACUGAUACACCUCGUACCUUCCCCACAGAGCAGUGGCAGAUCCACAGAGUCCCUGCCUAAAAGGGCUACCAUGCCUUACACAUUCAGUUUUCCGUAAUGUGAUGUUUGAGAAAGACAUUGUACUGUUCCAAGCCUCCUUUUGCACUUCAGUGCCCAUUUUUAUUGACUCACAAACAGAAACAAGUGAUUUUCUAAAGCCUCCGUCCCUCUCAAGCCUUCAGCCAUCACAGUUUUCAGGAAUUUAAUAUUCCACCCUACAUGCACUGUUAAUACUCAUCCAGUUAUUUAUUUCUACCCCGUAACUGUGAACCAUAGAAACAUUGCACAGCUUCUUCUUCCUUACUUGAUUUUACCUCCCUUCCUUGCACUCUUAGCAUUAAAGGCCAGUUCUCCCACAGCUUAACAUGCCUCGUCUUAAUGCAUCUAUAUGUCAAGCUAUGAGAGGACGCCUUUUUUAGUGUUUUCUUAAAGGUUUUCCCUGUGAACGUGUUCUGGAAGCCAAAGACCUGCAAAGUGCCUGAUGUGGCAAUGAAAUGGCAUCAUACCCAACUUUGCAAAUUUGGGGAAAAUAAUCAUUCAUGGUUGGUCUGUUUCUUCUAAACAAGUUUACGUCUCUUUAUUUGGAAUUUAUAAAGUCAACUUGUCUGAAAAUGAAAAGAAAUUUGGUACCUAAAUUUAUAAUUGGACUUAAAGAUGGGAUCAUUUUGCUCUCAGCUGCAGCAAGUCUUACAUUACAGGAGUGUUGGGUGUAAACAUUUACAAGAAAAAGUUGCCAUAUUGUUGAUCAGUUUCUCUGCUCUAUAGUCAUUUUAUUAAAAUUGUUUUGUAAAUAUAUUUGAGAUCAUUGAAAGGCAAAUUCUACCCACUUCUUAGAAAUUGAACUAAGUUUUAUUUGCUAUAUCUGUGCUUUAUAAUCUGUGGUGUUUUGAGUAAGAAUGUAGCUAAUUGCAAUAAAAUAAUAUAAUCAUGGCUCUCUGAAC
Xiphophorus couchianus (Monterrey platyfish) is the source of this 3343-nucleotide messenger RNA. It is a transcript of the gene nrbp2b, whose product is annotated as nuclear receptor binding protein 2b. NCBI's taxonomy places the organism in Eukaryota, Metazoa, Chordata, Actinopteri, Cyprinodontiformes, Poeciliidae. The record is from RefSeq and is a predicted model, not a curated record. Gene Ontology annotation, molecular function: ATP binding; protein kinase activity. The transcript has 18 exons. Gene Ontology annotation, biological process: protein phosphorylation. Bases 609 to 2126 code for a protein of 505 amino acids.